Messenger RNA from Styela clava, 979 nucleotides. RefSeq lists its product as uncharacterized. Lineage: Eukaryota; Metazoa; Chordata; Ascidiacea; Stolidobranchia; Styelidae. The record is from RefSeq and is a predicted model, not a curated record. Gene Ontology annotation, cellular component: membrane.
AAUCAGGUCGAACUUCAGUGGAAAAUACUGCGAUUUCUUUUUUAACACUAGCAAUGAUUUUUAAAGCUGGUGUAUGCACCAGUUUAAUAUUUUUCCGUCGAUACAAACGAAGUCGAAUCUUUAUCACUCUGUUGGAUUUUGUAGCAGAAGUAUGGAAUGUAAUAGCUGUUACGGUUUACGGAGCAAAAUAUCCGACAUUUAGUGGUGGUGAAACUGCAGAGUUUGGACUAUCAUUUCGACUAGCAAUUGGAAGCAUUGCAAUGACUUUUCUGAUUUGUCCGAUUUUGUGGUUGAUAUUGAAACCUAAGAAUGCCCAAAGCGGAUAUUUAACUGACCGAGACACCAAUGCAAAUCAGCAACCUAUUGACAUGGAACUCGUUGGAAACUCUUUUGUCAGGAGUGCUUAUGCGUUUUGAUGAGAUAAUUGCGUAGUAACAAAAACAUCGCGUUGACUGUAUAUUCAGCAUGAUUUCUCUUUUUUACUCUGAAAAAGACCUUGCACUGAAAUUUUCUGAACCCAUGGCCACCAACAGGCAUUGUUUCUGUGAUAGACGAAUCAGGGUUUAUUGUCUAUGUCUACGUAAUAUACUGUAUAUAUAUGCCAACCAUAUAUUCUACCGCUUAAAGGACCUAUCCUGCAAGGACAUCAAGCUUAGUUCGUUCCCAUUCAAAAAAAUGUCUGCUAGACUGCUACCACUUGUAUUUUUCACCAAUCUAUUCUAACGAGCUGACAUUAAGUAUAGUCAGCAAGUCAGCAAAACAAAUUUCAAUAAUAUCAUUUGUUUUCGAUUUAAUUGAUUACAAAAAAAAAUGCGAAAUGUAUUCUAGCAUGCAGUGAAAACAAGAACAUAUACAUUGAAUUGUUUGAUAAUUGAUUAAGGUGAAAAGAGUAAAAAUCCACCUAAAAUCAAAAUGGGAUUGAAAAACUAUUAUUCGAUUGUUUAUACUAUUUAAAAAAAUAUAUAAUAUUCUCUUUGAA